Molecule: messenger RNA, 3373 nt
Organism: Ricinus communis (castor bean)
Lineage: Eukaryota; Viridiplantae; Streptophyta; Magnoliopsida; Malpighiales; Euphorbiaceae
Product: protein BREAST CANCER SUSCEPTIBILITY 1 homolog
Exons: 14
Coding region: 115-3237 (1040 amino acids)
Biological process (GO): positive regulation of transcription by RNA polymerase II; double-strand break repair via homologous recombination; negative regulation of fatty acid biosynthetic process
Cellular component (GO): BRCA1-BARD1 complex; BRCA1-A complex; plasma membrane
Molecular function (GO): ubiquitin-protein transferase activity
Source: RefSeq, a predicted model, not a curated record
AAAAGAAAUAGUUACCUCUCUUUUCUCCAAAUCCCAUAUUCUCUCUUCUCUUUCUCUCUAGAAACAAAUAAAACAAAUCUCUAAAGAAAGCAGUGUCAACUUUUGAAGCUAAAAAUGGGAGAUCCAAUUCACCUCGAGAAAAUGGGAACAGAGCUUAAAUGUCCCAUCUGCUUGAGUCUACUUAAUUCUGCUGUUUCCCUUACCUGCAACCAUAUAUUCUGCAAUUCUUGUAUUGUGAAGUCGAUGAAAUCAGGUUCCAACUGUCCCGUUUGUAAAGUGCCAUAUCAGCGUAGAGAGGUUCGAGCUGCUCCACACAUGGAUAAUUUAGUGAAUAUUUACAAAAGUAUGGAAGCUGCUUCAGGAUUUCAGAUAUUUGUCACUCAAGAUCCUCCAUCAACUAAAUUAUUAGACGUAGAGAAACAAGCAGAAGGUAAUACAAAUUGUCGCAGAGAAGAUAUCCAGAGGAUUUGUCAGGACACAGUAGAAAAUCAAAGAAUGGGCAAAAGAAAAGGGUCAAGAAAAAAAUUUAAAUCCAAUCUGGAGUUUUCUGAUCCUAUUGCUGCAAAACCUUCCUUCCCAACCAAGAAAAGAGUUCAAGUGCCACAAUCUCUUCCUUCGAAAACCCCAACACGAAAUGAGAAGUUAGAAAUUAAAUCAGAUGAAAACAUCAGGGAUGGAUUCAAGAACAGUUCACUGGCCCAAAAUGAGAAUCCUGUUCCCAGUGAAAAAGGUGAACCUGUGUUUUCCCCUUUCUUCUGGUUGAGAGAUGAGGAAGAUAUAGAGAAGCUAAGUCAGCAUACUGUCGGCAGUCAAUUUUUGGAUAUAACACCCCCUCAUGUUCCUGCUUUUAGCGACAUCAAGGAUUCAGAUGACGAGUACCCCUCUAAAUUAUCCCCAGAAGAGGAAGUGUGUGGAAAGUCAAACGAUGCAGAUUUUUUUGAUAGUGAAAUGUUUGAAUGGACGCAGCGAGCUUGUUCCCCUGAACUUUAUUCUACUCCUUUUAGUUCUUCUAAGAUGCAGGACGAGAAUGCUGGUGAAAUUUAUGGAAUUCAAGAAAGAAGACAAGAAGCAUCCUUAUUGAAUUCAAAUGCAAAUGAACACAGUAUUGGAAACAAAAAAUGCUUAAACUCAGAACAUAAAAUGACUGUUGCAGAUGAGGACUCAUCGAUACCAUCCACUCUGGGACCCAAAAGUACAAAUACUCAAAUUGUGAAUGAUAAAUCCAACAGGAGAGGUAGGACUGCUAGGAAAGCAAUGCUAAAGAAGUGUGCUAAGAAAGAUGUAGAACAAGAGCUUAAGGCUUGUUUUAAUUUGAAAAGAAAAACUAAAGAAACUAUGCAGAAGGAAGCGCAUGAGAAUAAGGGCGACUCUUUAGACUUCAACAAAAAUAGGAAGAGCAGAAAGAAGACUGUUUCUGGUACCUCUUCAACUGAGUUAAAACAUGAAAGCGUUCUUCCUGUUUCUCUUAGAGGAGAAUCACUGAAUCUCAGUGACAAAAGAUUGGAUGCUGAUUUGCCGUCUUCAGUAGGUGAAAAUCAAUGUGAUAAAGAUUUUAAAAGGAACAUUACAAAAAUCUGUGGGAAGAUUUCCACCUUGUGCCGGAGGGCUCACUCUUUGAGGUCGAAGAAACGGAAACUGGAAUCUAUUAUCAAUGAUAUUGAAGAAAAUGACGCAGUUCAGAACCCAGAGGAUGAAGAAGAAAGCCCUUCUAAGAUUGAUGGUAAGAACGUCUCAGAAGUUAAGAGAAAAUGCCAGCUACAUAGCUCUGCAUUGAGUUCAGAAAACAAUAGAAAAUUAAGACAGAAGAAGAACAUGAAAGUUUUCUUUCAUGGUAUCUCAGAAGAUGGAAUACUUACUGACCAUCAGGAGGGUCAGAGUAAUACCUCAACAAAGGAAACCCAAUCUAUUGAAAUGGUUACUGAUGUCUUUACAAGACAAACUCAGUUCAUUGAAAAGGCUCAAAUAAUUCCUGGUUCAAGAAUACAAAAUAAUCCAGUAAUGCUAGGGAAACUUGAUCGAGCAAAUGGAGCGGCUCUGCAAAGUUGCCAGGCACUUUCUCGUAAAACUCGAUGUUCUUUCUGUCUUUCUUCAGAAGAAUCGGAGGCCUCAGGAGAGAUGGUCCACUACUACAAUGGCAGGCCUGUAGCUGCCAGUUAUGGAGGGGGAUACAAGGUCAUACACUCUCAUAGAAAUUGUGCUGAGUGGGCACCUAAUGUUUAUUUUGAGGAUGAUACUGCAAUUAAUCUUGAAGCUGAGUUAACUAGAAGCAGGAGAAUAAAGUGCUGCUGCUGUGGACUCAAAGGUGCUGCUCUUGGAUGUUAUGAGAAGAGCUGUCGCAAGAGUUUCCAUGUCACAUGUGCAAAGAUGAUCCCUCAAUGUCGAUGGGAUACUGACAACUUUGUCAUGUUGUGUCCUCUUCAUGCUUCUUCUAAGUUGCCUAAUGAAGACUCAUUAACUCAAGAGAGAAUAAGAAAGAAAUGCAUUCCAAAAAGACAGCAAUCCAAUCAGUGCAAUCAAGUUGAUUUAAAAGAUGUCAGCACAUGUCCCAGUUGGAAUUCAAGUUUGACACCAGACAACUUGAUUCUUUGUUGUUCUGGUCUCACAGUUGAGGAAAGGGAAAUUGUUUCCGAAUUUCAGAGAUUAUCUGGAGUGACUGUAUUUAAAAAUUGGGAUUUGAGCGUCACCCAUGUCAUUGCAUCAACAGAUGUAAAUGGAGCAUGCAAAAGAACCCUCAAAAUUUUGAUGGGUAUUUUGGAGGGAAAGUGGAUACUAAAUAUAGAGUGGGUUAAGGCUUGCAUGAAUGCGAUGAAACCUGUUCAGGAGGAUCCAUUCGAAGUACUGGUUGAUAUUCAUGGAAUCAGGGAUGGUCCACGACUUGGAAGGAUUAGGAUCUUGAAAAAGCAACCAAAAAUUUUCGAGGGGCUUCAAUUCUAUUUCAUGGGAGAUUUUGUAGCUUCUUACAAGGGAUAUAUUCAAGAUCUUAUAUUUGCUGGUGGAGGAACUAUUCUGCAUAGGAAACCCCUUCCUGGAGCUGAAGGGGCCUCGUCACCUUCAACCUUCAUAAUUUACAGCACUGAGCUACCUGAUAAAUGUGAUAUCAAGAAAAAGGAUAUGAUUUUGAACCGGAGAAAGGCUGAUGCUGAAGCUCUGGCGAGUGGAACUGAAGCCAAGGCAGUAAGUAAUUCUUGGGUUUUGAACUCCAUUGCAGCUUGCAGAUUACAGGAUUUCAGUCAAUAAUGCUGAUUUAUAUAUAGAUUGAAGAAUCCCUGUACAUGUCUAAACAAGUAUCUAGAGCUAGGAGGUUCUUAGUUUUGUAAACAUGCAUAUACUUCGCAAACAGAAUAAGAAGAAAAAAGAAAAAGACUUUUGGAGA